AUGGAUGGCCAAGAAGCCCUACCAUCACUACCACCACCACCGUUACCACAAUUGACAUCCCAAAACCCUCCCUAUCUCUUUACACCCUCACUACUCCCAUCCUCCUCACUGCACCCUUCUAUAAUUGAGCCUCAAGUCCUUCCAGAUAUUGAUUGGGUUGGCCUUCUCUCUGGUCAAUCCGGGCUCGGCGAGAAUAGGCCUAUAAUGGAAAGUGCUUCUAUGGUAGCUGAAAAUGGAGCUGAGGAAGAAAAGGGCAAUAAGGAUAAGAAGAAAGGUGGAAGAAUGAAAAAGGCAACCCGACCAAGAUUUGCUUUCCAAACUAGAAGUGCAGACGAUAUUCUUGAUGAUGGAUUUCGAUGGAGGAAAUAUGGACAAAAAGCUGUGAAGAACAGCAAAUAUCCCAGGAGUUACUACCGGUGCACACAUCAUACAUGCAACGUAAAGAAACAAGUGCAAAGGUUAUCUAAGGACACGAGCAUAGUAGUCACGACUUAUGAAGGAAUUCAUAACCAUCCAUGUGAGAAACUGAUGGAAACCCUAACUCCUCUUCUCAAGCAGAUGCAAUUCCUUGCUAGGUUUUAA
Dovyalis caffra is the source of this 582-nucleotide messenger RNA. Lineage: Eukaryota; Viridiplantae; Streptophyta; Magnoliopsida; Malpighiales; Salicaceae. The record is from the annotation of a GenBank genome assembly.